Messenger RNA from Carassius carassius (crucian carp), 828 nucleotides. RefSeq names its product E3 ubiquitin-protein ligase RNF5-like. The record is from RefSeq and is a predicted model, not a curated record. Lineage: Eukaryota; Metazoa; Chordata; Actinopteri; Cypriniformes; Cyprinidae. Gene Ontology annotation, biological process: ubiquitin-dependent protein catabolic process. Bases 83 to 691 code for a protein of 202 amino acids. Gene Ontology annotation, cellular component: endoplasmic reticulum. Gene Ontology annotation, molecular function: ubiquitin protein ligase activity; ubiquitin-like protein conjugating enzyme binding. The transcript has 6 exons.
CUUUCGGAGUGGGAGGGACUGGCGUCACGUCCGCGCGAGAGCGAUACGCAGGAAAGGCUACGCGCAGUGCGAGCGUGAGAGGAUGGAGGCCGCAGAGCAGCAGCGGAGCUCGAGUGACGGCGCGCCCGCCAGAGGAGCGGGAGUCCCGGGCAGUGGGGGCGGAGCAGGUCCGGGAGGAAGCGCGGAAGGCGAGCGGGACAGAGAUCGAGCUACUUUUGAGUGCAACAUCUGCCUGGACACCGCCCGGGACGCGGUCAUCAGCCUCUGUGGACAUCUGUUCUGUUGGCCGUGUCUUCAUCAGUGGCUGGAGACGCGUCCCAGCAGACAGCAGUGUCCCGUGUGUAAAGCAGGAAUCAGUCGAGAUAAAGUCAUCCCUCUGUACGGCCGGGGCAGCACCAGUCAGGAAGACCCCAGAUUGAAAACACCACCACGACCUCAGGGUCAAAGGACCGAACCAGAGAGCAGAGGACCGUUUCAGGGGUUUGGUGACGCAGGGUUUCACAUGUCUUUUGGAGUCGGGGCUUUUCCGUUUGGUUUUUUCACCACAGUCUUUAACACCAACGACAACUUUCACAGACGAGAUCCUCAUUACGGAGGCGAUCAUCAAGCCGACGGUAACGGCAACAACUGGCAGGACUCGCUCUUCCUCUUCCUGGCCGUCAUCUUCUUCUUCUGGCUGCUGAGCGUGUGAUGCCUUCUCGCUUCAGCCCGUCUGCGAUGGAAGCGACAGAAACACAUGCUUUCAGAAGAUCAGCUGUCUGUGUCUCACUCACACACACAUCCACACACACGCACAUCAGUGUUGAGAGACAGUAUUAACAAACACUA